GUCUGUUGUCCGUUGACGCUUUGCUAGCGUUUGCUGGUGGUCUUAUUUAAAACCGUGCAAUUUGUUUACAAAAGAAGCGGGGGCAAUGGCUUUUAGAAUUCAUGAAGAUCAAGAAAACACAGCAUUAGGCCUAAGAAAAGAUGGAUCCGACCUAUUUUCUACCAACCAAAGGCGUGCCCUCGGAGACCUCAGUCAAUUUGCAUGCAACCAUAAUCGGAACACCAAACUAACUGGUCUGACAAACGGAACUUGUAAGGUUCAAGAUGAGAACAGGACGGUACGUCAAAUCAAGAACGAGAAAAACAUCGUUCUUCCCCUAUCCCAGUUUCGUGCCUUUAGCGUAUAUGAAGACAAACCCACCGAGGUGGAGGUGAAAAAGCGGGAGACCACUUACAAACCAUUUGCAACCAAGGAGACUAAAAAAGAAAGCAAUUUCUUUGUGAAUGCUGCUGAAAAUGUGAGAGCUCUGUGUGCACAAGUUGAAAAAAAAUCGCUUGAGGAAACCAAACCAGAUCGAUCGAGAGAAGAACCCCCAUUACGGAAAGCAUUACAAGAAAAGAAAGAUGCUGUUGAAUCACCCAUGUCUGUGGUGGAUGCCAGUAUUCUGUCGAUGUCUAUUUCAAAGAAUGAGAGUCAAAUUAUUGAAGAUGUUGACGAUGAAGAAAUCACCACUGCACAGACCGACAGAGAAAUGUUUUUCUAUGUUGAGGAAUAUAGGCAGGAUAUCUAUGAAUACAUGAGGGAAAUUGAGGUGAAAAACAGGGCCAACCCCCGCUACAUGCGUAAGCAACCAGACAUCACACAUGUUAUGCGCUCAAUACUUGUGGACUGGCUAGUUGAAGUAUGUGAUGAAUAUCAACAGCAGAGUGAAACUUUACAUCUAGCUGUGUCUUACGUAGAUAGGUUCCUGUCAUACAUGAGUGUUGUCAGAACUAAGCUUCAACUUGUCGGAACAGCUGCCACCUAUAUUGCCGCGUAA
Molecule: messenger RNA, 979 nt
Organism: Bombyx mandarina (wild silkworm)
Lineage: Eukaryota; Metazoa; Arthropoda; Insecta; Lepidoptera; Bombycidae
Gene: Cyca
Product: cyclin A
Source: RefSeq, a predicted model, not a curated record